Molecule: messenger RNA, 696 nt
Organism: Myotis lucifugus (little brown bat)
Lineage: Eukaryota; Metazoa; Chordata; Mammalia; Chiroptera; Vespertilionidae
Gene: CUNH8orf74
Product: chromosome unknown C8orf74 homolog
Exons: 3
Coding region: 1-696 (231 amino acids)
Source: RefSeq, a predicted model, not a curated record
AUGUUAUUACAUAAAAUUGGCUUCGAGCUUCCAAGAAUCCAAGGCUGCUCCAUCACCGACGCCAUUACCAUCCUGAGGAAUAAGCUUGGAGAUUAUCAGGGGCAGUUCAACACCACCCACCUGCUGGCCCUCUGCGACUACUUCUACAACACCUUCAUCCGCCACUACAGACUCUACCAAUAUGUCCUGGGCCAGGACCAAGAAGUUAACCUGACCGUCAACCACGUGGAGGUGUGUGUGCCACCCCAGCCCCUCCCACUGGCUGAGGGCAAGGACAGGGGCCUGUGGAAGCUUGAGCUGAAGUUGGCUGAGCUCACUAUGGCCGAGGUGCAGAAGCGCACCAACGUGCUGCUCCUGAAGGAGGCGCUGCACCUGGAGCAGGAGCACAUGCUGCAGAAGAAGUUCUCGGAGGUGACUGUGCAGCAGAAACAGGUUCUGGAGAGAGAGGAGUUAGAAAAUCUCAUCAAUGAGGCCAUUCACAUCCAGAUCAAGUGCCUGAAAGAGCUGCUUCAGUAUGAGAUACAGACAACUUUUGAUAUUUUGGACCUGAAACUUCAGAAGAAGACUUUAAAUCUCAAUGCUCCUAUCCCUUUCCCACUCUCCAUCAGUGGCCAGCUAGGCCAAGAUGAAUCUCUUAAGAUCAACAAAGCACGCAAAGCAAAGAAAGCAAAAGGCAAGAGGGAAUCUAAAGACUGA